Molecule: messenger RNA, 1236 nt
Organism: Suhomyces tanzawaensis NRRL Y-17324
Lineage: Eukaryota; Fungi; Ascomycota; Pichiomycetes; Serinales; Debaryomycetaceae
Product: palmitoyltransferase
Exons: 2
Coding region: 1-1236 (411 amino acids)
Biological process (GO): peptidyl-L-cysteine S-palmitoylation; protein targeting to membrane
Cellular component (GO): Golgi apparatus; endoplasmic reticulum membrane; endoplasmic reticulum
Molecular function (GO): protein-cysteine S-palmitoyltransferase activity
Source: RefSeq, a predicted model, not a curated record
AUGGCUGUGCAGUUGAAAUGGCCGAUCCUUGGGGUUGUGAUCCCCUGCGUAUUGAUCGCAAUUCUCGGCUACGGCUCCCACUACUUCGUGUUCUCCUCCCGCUUGGAACCCUCCACCCAGGCAUGGUUCCAGUUCUCGCUCACCAUGGUGUGGGUGUCGUAUGCGCUCGCCAUCAUAAUCCCCCCUGGGCUGCCUCCCCACAACUUCGAGCCCAAGCAUGGCGAAUGGCGUCGCUGGUGCAAGAAGUGCCAGAACUACAAGCCUGAACGUGCCCACCACUGCAAGACCUGUAACGUGUGCGUGUUGCAAAUGGACCACCACUGUCCCUGGACCUACAACUGCGUGGGACACCGCAACAUGGGCCAUUUCUUGCGGUUUUUGGCCUGGGUGUUGUGGACCACUGGCUUCGCCAUGGUGCAGUUGGCCCUGGUGGCACUCCAGUACUACCACGACCGUGCACUCCCGUCGUACCUCGUGGACAAGCGCGAGUUGGUGGCAGUGGUGUUUCUCCUUCCCGUGGACGUAUUCGUGUUCUUGACCAUCCUCGUGUUGGCCAUCCGGUGCCUCAUCAACUGGGUGGGCAGAGGCAUGUCGCAGAUCGAGGUGUGGGAGUGGGAACGUAUCGAGCACCAGUUCCAUACCGAGCGGAUGUGGUCGCAGAUCAAUCGCAACUACCUCACGCUCCAUGGCCGCAAAAUGCCCCAGUUGACGUCAUGGAACCACCUGGCAGUGCUCCUGCAAAUGGACGAGCGUGAGGCUAUUGCCCACGAAGCAGGCACGGCUCCAGUCGACGAGCUGGUGGUGCCUCCCAACUUCACACCUGACGACCUCGUUUUUCCCUAUGACUUGGGGAUGUGGAACAACCUCACUGCCAUCUUGGGCUACCCCUGGGCCUGGCUCAUGCCGUGGAGCGAGCCCAGCUCCAGCGGAUACCAUCCCGCCAAAACGAAGUAUCUUGAGGACGACCAGCUCAACUUACCGUGGCCUCCAGAUGGUGGCCACCAGGAGCAAACCGCGUUUGUUCGCGACACUUGUACCGACGAUAUCGAGCUCUCGGACUACAGAAACAUUUCGUUGUUGAAGAAACGGCUCGAUCCACGCUCGACCAUGGAGCGCAAGAAAUGGGUCAACGACGUGGGCGAGCGGUUGGACGACUAUGGCGUCGAUCUCGAGGCGGAGGACCCGGAGAAUGAGGUGCUUCUUGUGGCCUCUGACAAUCGGAUGGAUAGCGAUUAG